AUGUUGAUGGUAGUAGUCGGAAAGUCCAAUGGAAUUGCGAGUCCGGUUCAACCAUUUACUACUUACAAACAUUCAAUUGAACUUCAAGAAAAUGUAGCUGAUCUUUGGUGGACAGUGGACGCUGAUGCACAAGAGAUUAUUUUCGAGUUGCAUGUUAAGACUACCGGAUGGAUCGCUUUGGGCAUCAGUCCAGCUGGUGGAAUGAUAGGAGCUGAUAUAGGUACUGGCUGGGUCGACCAGGCAGGAAAUGUUCAUUUUCAAGACAGACAUGCAUUCAAUUUUUCACGACCUGUCAUCGACAAUACAACGCAAGAUUGGUUUCAUCUGCAAGGUCGUGAACAAAAUGGAUGGACAUGUAUUCAGUUUAAACGUUUGCUUGACACCUGUGAUUCAAUGGAUGUUCGAAUCAGGUCUGGAACCAACAUUGUCAUUUUUGCCUAUGGUCUUGUCGAUCCCGAUUUGUCUCGACAGGAUGGUGACAUAUCAUAUCAUGAUGAUCGACGAGGUACUCGAAUGAUUCCACUUCAAUCUUAUGGAAAUCCACCAUCGGAGGACAAAUUUGCUGGACUGGAUUCGUUCGAGUUUCGCUUGAACAAUUAUCGAGUUCCAUCGACUGAAACAACCUAUCAUUGCAAACACAAGGCAUUGAUCGAUCCAGCUAAUCGUGAUAUUGUACAUCAUCAGCUUGUUUACGAAUGUGAUCCUGCUGCUAUAUUCGACGAUGCCAAUCUGCCUGAGGGUCUGUGCGAUGAAAUCAAUCCUCAAAUUGAACUGUGCACAACAAACAUUGCCAGCAUAUGGGCUGUCGGUGGCGACUAUAUGGAAGAGUUUGCUGAAGAAGCGGGCUAUCCUGUCGCCGGUGAUUUUCCCAUCAAAUAUUACGCAAUUGAAAUGCACUAUAACAAUGCAAAACAACUUUCGAAUCGUACCGACAGCUCAGGCAUUCGAUUUUAUAUUGGCAAUGAACUUCGUCAAUAUGACCUUGGCUAUCUUUCAUUCGGCACAUAUGCAAACGCCGCCGCCCUUGCCAUUCCACCGAGAGUGGAUCGAUUUAACGUCGACUCAUAUUGUUCUCCUCGAGCUACUCAGAAUUUUCCUGAAUCCGGUAUCACACUUCUAUCAACCUUUCCUCACACUCACUUACAAGGCAAAUAA
Rotaria sp. Silwood1 is the source of this 1155-nucleotide messenger RNA. NCBI's taxonomy places the organism in Eukaryota, Metazoa, Rotifera, Eurotatoria, Philodinida, Philodinidae. The record is from the annotation of a GenBank genome assembly.